UCUAUGUGUAGUUGUUUUCUUUUUGUUCCGAUCAGAUGUUGUUCUUUUACUACCUGAAGUAAUGAAGAAUUUCAGCAUUUAAUUCUAUGAACCGCUUUUGAAAGUAGUGGUGAAACACAGUGUGUUUACUAUAAAGCAAAAUGGCUGGCAAUUCCAAUUGGGAUAUGGACGAUUUAGACGGUGGACUGUCAACCGAUUUGUUCAACCUUUCUGGUCUAGGAAAUGACUUAACAGCUGAACCACAGGCUUACAAAAUGAGUGAUGUACUCAACUUACCAAUCUUCAAAGAUAGCAUAGAGAGUGUUUCCAAUCAUGAUGUGAAGCAAGAAGAAUCUAUGAUGUCAUGCAAUCAUUCCAAGAAAAGGGCAAAUAAUGGGGAUCUAUCAAGUGGCUGUGAGUUUUAUCAUGUGCUGUCUGCUCCAACUGCACCUGGGAAGAAAGUAGGAGAGGAUACAUUAACAUAUCUUAACCAAGGCCAGUCAUAUCUCAUCACCUUAAAAAGUUAUGGGGAUCUUUCGAGAUUUGAAAACAAUUUGAUCAAGAGCAUAGUCAAACUCACGUUUUAUGAAAGAAAGCUACAAAUUCAAGAAACUGAAAAGUUUGAAGAAUGGAGGAAUAAUCGACCUCUUGAAAGAAUUUUAGAAAUUGAUGUGCCCAUGUCUUCUGGUAUUCACAACAUUGUCAGUGAAGGGAAUCAAUCAAAUUCAUAUGCAUUUGAGUGGAAUUCAAAGAAUGAAACAAAAUUAUAUGUUAUUAUCAAUUGUGUCAGUUCUGAAUUUACAAAAGGCAAAAGUGGUGGCGAGAGUGGUGUACCUUUACAACUCCAAAUAGAAACUCAAAUACCAGACACAUCAUCAAACACUAGUCUAAUUCAUUGUUCUUCUUGUCAAGUUAAAGUAUUCAAGUCCAAAGGUGGCGAUAGGAAACAUAAGAAUGAGUUGCAGAAGUUGGAAAAUAAACCUCAUGAUGAAAUUGGGCAGUAUCAACUUUCAAAUGAUUUCACCGUUUUAAAAGAAAAAUCUGUGGUAAAGGAAUUGGAAGAAGAACCAUGGCAGAUCAGUCCAAAUAAGGGAUUGUCACCAAGGCCAGUUCCUGCUUCUGUGGUGUCGCCUACUUCAACAGGUUUACUAAGUCAAAAUCUAGACGCAUCGCCUCAAGACACAUCGAGCACCAUGGCAACAGAACUCACAUCAAAAUCAAGUGUAAAAGAAACAAGGGCGUGGCUGCAAGAGAAUCGCUUCUCGCAUUAUCUUCCGUUAUUCACAAAUUACACUGGUUCUGAUUUAUUAAGAUUAACAAGGCAUGACAUGAUCCAACUUCUUGGGCCUGCUGAUGGCAUUCGAUUACAUAACACAUUACAGUUGAGGGCAACAAGACCUUUGUUAACUAUCUAUAUCUGUCUGGAAUCUACACAGCAAGAUUCAGGAAUGAAAGAAUAUCACGCUAUGUAMCUUGAAGCAUUAGAUGUAGAACAUUUGAGAAAAAAGCUUGCCAAAAAAUGUAGUUUAUUAGAAAAUCAAAUUGUAGCAAUGUAUAGACAAGGACCCACUGGAAUAUAUAUACUUGUAGAUGAAGAGAUGAUAAGAAACUUUCAAGAUGAGUCUCAUUUUGUGGUUCAUCUCUUACAAGAGAGAGAUACUAGUACUUACAGACUCAUUUUGAAGUAGGAGAAAAAUUGUAAAUUAUAUAAUAAUUAAUAAAAUGCAAAAGUUUUUCACUGUAUGAAAAUGAUGUUUUUUGCUCAAUGAGUAAAAAUCUUCUUCACUUAAUUCAAUUGAGGAAAGUGCAUUGGACUUCCUCUACCUACUCCUGUAUGUCCUGUAUUUGCUCAUCUAGCAAAAGUCAUCAUUUAUAGAAUAAUUAUACAUCAAUAGCAAGAUAGUCAACUUUAGAUAUUUUGAUUCGAUGACUAUGUACAAAAGAACGCACACGAGACUCCGAGAAAACAAUGGAUAAUCUUGAUUUAUUCUUUUAUUUCCCCGGAGCCUCGUCUGCAAUUCGUUUGUACAUGGUCACUAAACCAAAAUAUCUUAAGUCGGCUAUUGGUAGCCUAGUGUAGCUUUGACCAUUUCAGAUCAUGAUUCUGCCAUUAAGGUUGCUAGGAUUCUUUAUUUUCCUCAGUUGAAAACUGUUGUAGCGCAUGUAUUAGGGGUGGACCAUCAAAAUGUUAGAGCUUGGAAGUAAUCCAGUUUCGAAUUCUCCAAUGCUCUGUGUUAGCCUCGUUACAUUUGUGCGCAAAAUAUUCCUAAUUGUGAGA
This is a messenger RNA of Exaiptasia diaphana, 2257 nucleotides long. Its product is annotated as transcription factor CP2. The transcript is spliced from 19 exons. Gene Ontology annotation, biological process: regulation of transcription by RNA polymerase II. Bases 141 to 1667 code for a protein of 508 amino acids. The record is from RefSeq and is a predicted model, not a curated record. Gene Ontology annotation, molecular function: DNA-binding transcription activator activity, RNA polymerase II-specific; RNA polymerase II cis-regulatory region sequence-specific DNA binding. NCBI's taxonomy places the organism in Eukaryota, Metazoa, Cnidaria, Anthozoa, Actiniaria, Aiptasiidae. Gene Ontology annotation, cellular component: nucleus.